UUGUGUCGUCUGUGGCAUCAUCAGUUCAGUACUACUUGGUAAUCUCGUCUGCAGUCUGCACUGUGUAAGCGAGCCAAGCAUGUCGAAGCAAACUUACAGAGUAUGCUUCUGCUUCCGUCGGGGGUUCAAGCUUAAAGUUGCAGAAGCUCCUUCCGAGAUCAAGGCUCUAUUCAAUGAUUACUCGGAGGAAGGCGUCAUGAGCCUUGAGCAGCUGCAGAAAUUCUUGAUUGAAGUUCAGGGAGAAGAUGAAGCCAGCAUGGAAGACGUGCAAGGCAUUAUGGAUUCUCUCCAUGAAUUCAAACACCUACCCAUCUUCCAAUUACGCAAGGGCCUCAACCUCGAAGCCUUCUUUCGCUACCUCUGUCAUGACCUUAACCCCCCCCUCUCCCCUCAUAAUACGGUGCACCAUGACAUGAAUGCUCCAUUGUCCCACUAUUUCAUAUAUACAGGCCACAAUUCCUAUCUAACUGGGAACCAACUCAGUAGUAUCUGCAGCGAUGUUCCUGUCAUAAAUUCACUGCAGUGUGGUGUAAGAGUUAUUGAACUGGAUAUGUGGCCAAAUUCCACUAAGGAUGAUAUCGAUGUCCUUCAUGGAAGGACAUUAACAACCCCGGUGAAACUCAGCAAAUGCUUGAUAUCUAUCAAGAAAUAUGCUUUUGUGGCAUCUGAAUAUCCUGUUAUAAUAACUCUAGAAGACCACCUUACUCCAGAUCUUCAGGCUAAAGUGGCUGAGAUGGCCACUCAAAUAUUUGGAGAUUUGCUCUUUUCCCCUGAAUCAGAAUGCUUAGCAGAGCUCCCUUCCCCAGAAUCAUUGAAGAGGCAGAUUAUCAUCUCAACCAAGCCACCAAAAGAAUAUCUUGAAACAAAGAUCAAGGAUAAGGAUGAAGGCCCACAGAAGGAAACCGCGAGUAUAAAGAAGAAGGACAAUGGCUCACAGAAGGCAACAAAGAGUGCUAAGAAGAAGGAUAGUGACUCACAGAAGGCUAAGUAUCCUUCUGAGGAUAAAACCUGGGGAAAGGAAAUCUCAGAUCUUAAAGACGAACUUGAACCCUUUGAUAAGGAUGAACCAGAGGAAGGAGAAGACAUCAAUGAGGAAGAUAUGGAGGAUUGGGAUCACAAGUUGCAGCAGAGUGCUGCUCCUGAAUAUAGGCGAUUAAUCGCAAUUCAAGCUGGGAAGCAAAAGGGUGGAAUAAAAGAGUGGAUAAGGGUGCACCCUGAUAAAGUUGGACGCCUUAGCUUAAGUGAGCAAGAGCUUGAAAAGGCAAUCAUAACUCAUGGGCAAGAUAUUAUCAGAUUUACCCAGAGGAAUUUGCUGAGGGUCUUUCCAAAAGUCAUGCGGGUAGACUCAUCAAACUACAAUCCACUAAUUGGGUGGAUGCAUGGAGCUCAGAUGGUUGCAUUUAAUAUGCAGGGAUACGACAGGCCACUUUGGUUGAUGCAAGGAAUGUUCAGAGCCAAUGGUGGGUGUGGCUAUGUGAAAAAACCAGAUCUUUUGCUGAAGGUUGGUCCCCACGACAAGGUCUUUGAUCCAAAAGCAAAUUUACCAGUGAAGGCAACUUUGAAAGUUAAAGUAUACAUGGGAGAGGGGUGGCACUUGGAUUUCCAUCACACACACUUUGAUAUAUAUUCCCCACCAGACUUCUAUACAAGGGUUGGAAUAGCCGGGGUCCCAGCUGAUUCAGUGAUGAAGAAAACAAGGGCAGUAGAGGACGACUGGACACCAACCUGGAAUGAGGAGUUUGAGUUCCCCUUGACCGUUCCCGAGCUAGCAUUGCUUCGAAUUGAAGUUCAUGAAUAUGACAUGUCUGAGAAGGAUGAUUUUGGAGGCCAAACAUGUCUUCCUGUGUCGGAGUUGAGAACAGGAAUCAGGGCUGUACCCCUUCACAAUCAAAAAGGGGAGAAAUACAACUCUGUAAAGCUACUCAUGCGCUUUGAAUUUGUUUGAUAGUGAGUGGUGCAGCAUUUUUCUGGUUAUCCAGCCACCAUAUUGCUGCUGCCAUUUUUCUGGGUCUAGAGAUGUCAAUCUAAUUGACGUCAGUUCUAAAUGUGGGCUGGAUUGGAUUCUUUGUGUUUAUAUGCUACAUGUGUCCUAUAUGUUCAGUUCUAGAUAGGCAUAGCCUCUAGAUACAUGCUUCGGAUCUCAAACUUUAACCACUAGGCAUCUUUUGGUGGGACAUUGGAAUAAUGAUUGGGGUUAUAGAGCUUAAAAAUGCACUGUUUUUUCUGCUUUUAAUAGGUGCAACUUUCAAUAGUCCCAGUUUGCAGUCUGCUAGUCCAAUCCUAUUCUUCUAUAAAUGAGAUUUGUCAGUGAUUCCCCACAAAGAAUCCUCCUGAAAAUCAAGCCAUUCUCCAUAGGAGAAUUGUAUAAUCGCCUCAAAUGCAACAGUGACUUUCCUUCUCUA
This is a messenger RNA of Vitis riparia (riverbank grape), 2402 nucleotides long. RefSeq names its product phosphoinositide phospholipase C 2-like. The record is from RefSeq and is a predicted model, not a curated record. Gene Ontology annotation, molecular function: phosphatidylinositol-4,5-bisphosphate phospholipase C activity. The transcript is spliced from 9 exons. Gene Ontology annotation, biological process: lipid metabolic process; phosphatidylinositol-mediated signaling. The coding region runs from base 80 to 1945 and encodes 621 amino acids. Lineage: Eukaryota; Viridiplantae; Streptophyta; Magnoliopsida; Vitales; Vitaceae.